AGAUGAACAAUGACCAUAGUUGACAAGACCUCUGAGUCCUCAAAGCCUUCGGCUUCUGAGAAGCAGCCUUUUAGCUCCGUAGCACCAGCUUCUGGAGAUAUGGACUCGGGCUCUGCUGGAUGGGGUGCUGUGUCAUCUUCCUUAGAAGCUCCGAAACACAAAAACUCAUUGGGACCAGUUCCAGGAGCUGCUGUGUAUUCAAAUUCAUCUGUACCUGAUAAAUCAAAACCCUCCGCCCAGAAAGAUCCAUCUACUGGUGAUGGCAUCGCAGCACCCCAGAAGGUCCUUUUUCCAGCAGAAAAGAUAAGCUUAAAAUGGCAAAAAAUGCACAGAGUUGGAGCUGGUCUCCAAAACCUCGGCAACACGUGCUUCCUGAACUCUGCUCUGCAGUGUCUGACUUACACCCCUCCUCUCGCCAACUAUAUGCUUUCCCACGAACACUCCAAAACUUGUCAUGAGCAAGGAUUUUGCAUGAUGUGCACCAUGCAAGUCCACAUCACGCAGGCCCUUUCAAACUCCGGCAGUGUCAUCAAGCCAAUGCCUGUCAUAAACGAUCUUAGACGAAUAGCAAAACAUUUCCGUUUUGGCAAUCAGGAAGAUGCACAUGAAUUUCUACGGUACACUGUUGAUGCUAUGCAGAAAGCAUGUCUGAAUGGUAGUAACAAAUUAGACAGGCACACCCAAGCCACCACUUUCAUUCAUCAAAUAUUUGGAGGAUACCUCAGAUCUAGAGUAAAAUGCAUGAACUGCAAAGGAGUAUCAGACACUUUUGAUCCGUAUCUGGAUAUUACGCUAGAGAUCAAGUCGGCUCAAAGUGUUAAUAAAGCACUGGAGCAGUUUGUCAAGCCGGAACAGCUUGAUGGUGAAAACGCCUAUAAAUGUAGCAAGUGCAAAAAAAUGGUUCCUGCAUCAAAGCGGUUUACAAUACAUCGGGCUUCAAAUGUUCUCACCUUGUCUCUGAAACGAUUUGCCAAUUUCAGUGGUGGCAAAAUUACAAAGGAGGUAAAAUACCCUGAGUUCUUGGAUAUUCGGCCAUAUAUGUCCCAGCCAAAUGGAGAGUCCAUUAUUUAUGCGUUGUAUGCAGUUCUGGUCCAUACAGGAUUCAGUUGUCAUGCGGGUCAUUACUACUGCUAUAUCAAGGCCAGUAAUGGGCAGUGGUACCAGAUGAAUGACUCUACUGUCUCCAACAGUGACAUCAGAACAGUAUUGAAUCAGCAAGCCUAUGUGUUGUUUUACAUCAGGUCCCAUGACAUGAAAAAUGGUGGCGAACACAUUCACUCAGCUCAUACUCCAGGGCAAUCUUCUCCCCGCCCUGUGAUUAAUCAGCGGGUGAUCAAUAAUAAGCAAACGGCCCCAGGAUUUAUUGGACCCCAGCUCCCUCCCCACAUGAUUAAGAAUUCAAAUCAUCUGAACGGAACUGGAACCAUGAAAGAGGCUCCCAGCAGUUCGGUUGCGGUGGCUAGCAACGUCACCCUAACCAGGCCGUCUUCAGCUCCACCGGCCAUGUCCAUCCCCAACUGGUCCAUGAACAGGCCUGCCAACACCACGGCACCCGACCCUUCCAAAAAGCAAAAAUUCACCAUCAGUAUUCACAACAACAAGCUGCCUGCUCGCCAGAAUGUCUCUCACGCCAGCUGUACCUUGGAUCACCUCAACAAACCAGCUCCAUCCUCCACAAUUUCAAAUCCUUCUGCAGUGCAAUCUACCUCAAGCGCGUCUACAGUAUCGGCUGCUAACCAGGUCCCCAAACCGGCGGCUCCCAGCGAACCCUGUUCCAAGCUGGUGGUCAACGGCAAGUCCAAACUCAGCCCGAGCAUGUUGGUCCCUUACGGAGCAGAGUCUUCAGAAGACUCGGACGAGGAGUCCAAAGGGCUGGUGAAGGAGAACGGCCACAACAGCACAGCCUUCAAUGGCAUGUUAAUCGAGAACGCCGCCACUCCCUCAGAGAAUUUCUGUUCGCCCUGUCACAGUGCUGAAAAGGAGGCGCCGCAGCACGAGCCGCCCGAAAACAUUACCGUCGUCGUGUCUGUUAGUCUCAGCGAGGCCCCUAAACAAAAUGGAGAGAUAUGCAAUGACUCUGCUUGCCAAGCAAAGCCGGUGAAAAUGGGAGAAAACCUGUUUUCCAAAGCAAAUGGAUUGCCCGGAAAAGGUGUGUCUGCAGCUCUGUUGCCAGUCCCUGAAGACAGAAUCUUAGACUCUUUCAGAUACAGUCAGCUGAAGAGCUUGGCUGGGAAUAUAAGUGCCAGUGGGACAGAAAAAAAGGCAGAAGAUAAUGGCUCUUCUGAAGAGGUUCCCACUACCCCCUCCAGUAACCCCCUGCACCCGUUGGCCCCUUCGGACCCCGAAAUCACUUCUACGACAGAAGACUUUUGUGAAAGUUUUGCCCCUGAAACGGAGAGCCCGUCUCUGGAGAGCAGCAGGGAGCACGAGCCUCCCUCUAGUUCCCUGGAAACUGGGAAGGAAAUCCCAAGAGAGAACAACAUGGAGGACCACCCGGAGAAGACGAGAGGACCAAAAGAAGGGACGGUCGCUUGGGGAAAGAGUCCUGAGUGCACCGGAGAAGCCGCCGAAAAAGGAGCCCAAAGCCCUGUGCCAAGGUCCGACGGCGAAGGGAGCUCUCAGAAGCCAGCCACGCUAAAAAUGGCAGAGACCUGCCAGGAGACGCAGGCUGGCGUCGAAAGCUACGAAGAAGUCCCCGCUCCCGACCGUUCUUCUGCCAGAAGGCUGGAGCCCCCUGGAGAGAGUUCAAAGGAAAACAGCGACGUGGGAGAAAGGGGUGAACCAUUCAAAGGGAGCAUGGAAAGGCAAGAGCCAAAGCCCCAUUCUCCCUCAAAGGAGAAAGUCUGCACCUCCAAAAAAACAGACAAAGAGCACUAUCGUUCAAAAAGAAGGCAUUCGGAAAGUGAGGGGGAAGAGGAGGUGGCAGCCGCCUGGAGCCAGCCAGAGGGUCACCACGAGAAGAGGAGGUGCUCCUACAGCGGAGAGAAGCCAAGGACCCAGGAACAUUAUCGGCGUUCAUAUCACAAUGCAAACAAUCACAGAUCACCGUGUAGCCCCGAUCCUGGGAGGAACACGGGAAAAUACCCCCCUUACAGAUCACGCAGCAGAGGGAGAACGGAGCCCGAAAGAAGCAGGCAUUGUUACGGGAAGGGAGAAAGGUCGUGGAGUAGAGAAAGGUAUUACCAAGACCCGCCGAGGCGGUGGGAUGGCUGCAGGCCUUACAACUAUUAUUAUUCUUCCCACGUCCCCAGGUAUAACCAGGACAGAAAACCCACUCAUUGUGAGAGAGACUAUAGCAGGUCAAGUCAUGUUUACAGUAGCCCGUAUAAAUAUGAUUAUUACAAGAGCAGAUGGACUCAUGACCAGGGGAGGAAAAGGAGAUGCCAGGACAGUGAGGGCACCCCAGGAAAAAAACGCCAAAAGACCUUUCACAGUGAAUCUCCUGAUGAGCCAAAGGGGCGGAAGCACAAGAAGUCGAAGAAGAAGAAGAAGUUAAAAGAUAAAUACCGAGAAAAAGAUUACAGGCAUCACCAAGAUUCUGACCCGUCUGUGUCCAGCUCUGAGGCCGAGACUCACAAGCAUAAACAUAAGAAAAAGAAGAAAAAGAAGAAGAAGCAUACGAGGAAAUCCGGAGACGGCAAUGAAAUGCCACUUCCUUCCCUUCCCAAACCAACCAGUUUGGAAACCAACAAUCCGAAAACCUGGGAGACGAUGGAAUCUUCUUUGGACAGACGUGUCAAACGCAGGAGGACCCACCAAGAUGGAGAUGAUGCCGUUUGUCAGAAAAUAAAGAGUAUAGAAAGUAGCAGCAGGGAUGGCUCCUGCCCCUCGACAGAUCAUCGUAAUGUAGAUCCGGAGUGUCUGCUGGAAGCCGUUCCUCCACAGUUUGCAGUAUAUUUAUAAACCGAAAAGCGAUUAACUCUAAUUCAUAACUGGUGCUUCAGAAAUACUGUACAGGAUUUUACCAUGGAACCCCUUUCCCCCCUUUUUUUAGUUUUUACCUUAAGACGUUCUUUUUUUAAAAUUAUCAAAAGUCCAAAAACAAUAGCGAAAAUUAAAGGAUGGAAACUUUCUACAACUGCUGAACAUCAUAACAUUUACCCUGUAAAUGUCACAGUUAGAAUUAAUGCCCUGGAACAGAACAUCUCAAAUGCUGCUUAGUUACAGACUCAGGUUUGAUUGUGUUAUUCAUGUGAUGUUGCUCCAAGUCUACAGAGCUGGUGCAAAGGGGCGCGAGGACACCACCGAAUUAUCAAGCUGCAACUGAUAGUCUCUAUUUAAUUUAAAGAAUUAUUUAAAAAGAAUUCACACACAACUAGGAAUUUUUUUCUCCAAGAGCUUCAUCUGUUCUGUGAUGUCUGCUACUAGAAACUCAACUUGUUUUUUUGUGUGGUUUUUUUUGGGGGGGGGGGUUGAAUUCCAGUCUUAAGACUUUGGGAAACGUGACGUUCAGACUCUGCCAGUUUUUGAAUGUAUCUCAGAACAUGUCUGAAGACCCUCUUGUCACUUUGGCUGCUCCUCUGCAUAGGGCUGGCUGUCCGUACCACCAGGACGUCACCUGUGGACCAUCGCAGGGUGUUUUGAGCAGGCAGGCUCGUUGUCUUGCCCUUGAGAUGUCGGGUGGGCAGGGUUACGUCUCCUGCAACUGCCCGCCUUCCCCAAUCCCAUUUCCCCACUCUGGUCUCCCUUGCUCACUUGGCUGGGCUUUCCUUUAUUACCUAUGCAGGCCGCUUCCUUUCGCGAAUUCUUGCCCAUCUUGUGGCCUUCUCUUGCUUUUCUUCUUCCACUCGUUCUCCUGGCUGGUUCUUCCACACCUUUCCUCAGUUUACAUUCACUUCAUUUCCUGUCUCCUUUCUUCCCCUCUUCCAUCCUGCCGCUGCCUGCCUUGAACGUCCAGCUGUUCUGUGGCACUUUCGGGCUGCUUGGGCUCCCGUCAUUCCAGGGAUGCUUGCCAGCAUUUAAGAAUGACAAACGCAGAAAGCCCAAAGGCUAACGGUCCCCUGCAUCGGUCCGACAAUGGCCAGAAGAGCAGUUUCCAUCCUUCCAACUGUUUUUAACUUGUGUUUUUAUUUUACUAGAGUGCUGCUUGUCUUGACGGAUCUCAGUUGUCUUCUUGUCCCUUCGAAGUUUCUAGUUUCAGACAUAUUCAUACUGUGAUUUUUUUUUUAUAAUGAAAUGCUAUCAAACUGUGAUACACUUAAUUCACUGGUCCUGCAUCAGGAGACAGAGUGGGGAAUACUGUAUUAAAUACAGUUCAUCUGAAUAAUCUGUCUGGUUUAUACAAGCUGUGUUGUUCAGAGAUGUUUAAAGUUUGAUCUUUGUUUUUUUAAAGAUAAAAGCACUUGCCCCACUUGUAAAUAUGGCAUGUAAAAUUUAUAUAGUAUAUAAAUACAGCAAGUCAAAACAA
This is a messenger RNA of Pogona vitticeps (central bearded dragon), 5407 nucleotides long. Lineage: Eukaryota; Metazoa; Chordata; Lepidosauria; Squamata; Agamidae. The record is from RefSeq and is a predicted model, not a curated record.